Molecule: messenger RNA, 1587 nt
Organism: Puntigrus tetrazona (Sumatra barb)
Lineage: Eukaryota; Metazoa; Chordata; Actinopteri; Cypriniformes; Cyprinidae
Exons: 2
Coding region: 267-1178 (303 amino acids)
Biological process (GO): regulatory ncRNA-mediated heterochromatin formation
Cellular component (GO): nucleus
Molecular function (GO): siRNA binding
Source: RefSeq, a predicted model, not a curated record
ACUUGUGUUCUUUGUCUUGAUUAUGCAGAAUCUUAAUUAAAAUAUCUUUCUGUGACGAAUGGUUGCCUAUAAACAUAUUUUAAACAGACACAAACCAGUCAAAAAUGUAGAAUAAUAAAUCCUUUUCAUGUUUUUGAAGUCUCAGCAUUGCAGUGGAAAUUGUGAAAUAUGUGAUUUACUGCUUGAGAAACAUUCCUGAUUAUUAUCAGUGCAUUCUGAAUCAUCUUUGUGGAAACCAUGACGUACUACCAUUCAAAAUUUUGGGGAUGCAGGAAAGCUCAGACUCGAGCCCGAUUCAGUCCGACUUCCCGUACUCGUUUUCCGCCGACGGUCGCCUGCGCCACAGAGCGACCUCCGAACCCUACAGGUUCACGUUCAGACUGGACGACGUCCGCGGGACGGACCGGGAACACGGCGAGCUCUGCCGCUACAUCACCCAGCACGUCUACCAGCUCCUCCAGAGGAGCUUCGGUCUGCUCCGGGUGCCGCUGGAGGACGAGGGGUUUGUGUUCGUGAGCCCGGGAGCGCUGGAUCGUCCCGGGAGUCUCCUGCUUCUGAUCCAGGACCGAGGGACGGUGCGGAGCGGCGUCUGGAGCUGGAAGCUGUCGGCUCACGAGGGACUGGAGCGAGGCAGUCAGAUCCCGUACCUGUGCUGGGCGGCGCUGGAGUCCUGCGGCGUGAUCGUCAUGAACCCUAACGAGGGCGCGAGGACUCUGGAGCAUCACGUGCGUUCGGUUUGGGAGCGCUUGGUUUCCCGGAGCGCCGCCGAGCACGUGCUUGUGGCCGCUCACGGAUACGGAGGCCUGGGCUUCGUCGAUCUUCUGUGUCACAAUCCGGACGAGGUCCAGCGGCGGGUGAAGGCCGUGGCUUUCUUGGAUUCGUCUCACAGUCUGUGGCAUCAGCCGCUGGGGAAAGCCGGCCGGGACUGGCUGAAAGUGCACUCCAGGACGUGGAUCCUGAGCAGCAAGCCUCUGAACCGCUCCGUCGGGUCGCUGAAGGCCGGGUCUCCGCAGAUCUCCGCCGGCACCCGCUGCCACGACGCUGUGCCCGGCGUCUGCAUGGAGUCUGUGCUUCGCUUCUUCAGCAGGAGCCUCAAACCCAGAGCCUCGGCGGCGCCGUCCGAGAUCAUCACCCGCAGCAAAAGCCGCAGAAACGACCAGAACCACAACCCCGUCUGACGGGUCCACACGCGCUCACAUCUCGAAUGAAUAAAUCACGCUGCAUCAGAAUGAUGGUUUCUGUCUGAUUGUCUGAUAGUAGUAGUUUACCAAAAUGUGAAAUGAUGACCCUCAGAUCAUCCCAGAUCUGGAGGAGUGUGUCUCAGUAAUGGAAGUGAAUGGGUGCCGUCAGAAUGAGAGUCUGAUAAAAACACCAGAAUAAUCCGCAGCACUCCGGUCCAUCAGGAGAAGACUGAACUCAUCCAGCAUUUAGAUAUUUUAAGCCUAUAAUCUAUCAUUUUAAACCCAUUGUAAUUCAUAAUUAAACAUGUGGCUGGUUGAUUUUGACGUGAGAGACGAGGAGUGGCCCGUUUUCACUGGAAGAAGAAUUAGUGGAGUGCUGUGGAUUAUUCUGAUGCUCUCAUUCUGA